AGAGGAAAAGAAAAAUACAAAGCUGCUCACAAAGACACAGCAGCGUAAUUCCGACCGCGAACGUAGUAUGCGUACCGUAUUUGUUGGCAAUGUACCCAUAAAAUGCAAUCAUGGUGCUUUCAAAGCCCAAUUUAAAGAGUUUGGCGCCAUCGAGAGUGUGCGUUUCCGGUCAGUAGCCGUCGCCAAGCCUAAGAUGUCCAAGAUGAUUGCGUUCGUCACCCAUCAGACCCACGCAGAGCGCACGAGUAUGAACGCGUAUAUUGUGUACAAAACAAAGGAGGGCUGUGAGGCUUGUUUAGAGAAUGCCAAAGGUGCGAUGUUCGGAGGCUACCACUUGCGCGUAGACAGAGCAGGUGGCAAUGAGAACAGGGUGCAGGAUACCAAGUCCACUGUGUUCGUCGGAGGACUGCCACCGAAUGUUGAGGACGAGAUGCUGUACCAAGCGUUCGCCCAGUGCGGAAGCGUCGAGAGCGUGCGGUGUGUACGAGACAAGGUGACCGGGAUUGGCAAGGGUAUCGCCUACGUUAAAUUCGAGAAAGAAGAAUCUGUCAGUUUAGCACUGCGAUUGACUGCCUCCGAGAUUGGCGGUAAGACCAUCCGGGUCCAGAAGGCCAUGUCACGCGACUCACAAACCAAGGCCAAAGAUAGCAAGACGAAUGAUUUCCAGGGAGCUCAAGCGCAAGACAGGAAACGAAAGGGAGGCGAUGACAAGGCCGGUAAGAAGAAGAAAGUAAGAUGGGAUAAGAAAAAAUUGGAGGAAAGAGAUGCGAAGGAGGGUACAAUUAGUAGAGCUUUGUCGAGACCGGAUCGAACUGUAUUUGAGAAACCCGCCAAACCCGAAAGGGGCGUCAAGCGGGAGAGAGAAACAAAGGAAGAAAAGGCGCAUAAAAAGGCCAAGACAACCAAAGAGGAGAAGAAAGCCAAGAAGCCCAAGUGGACCGAUGAGAAGCGCAAAGAGAAGGGAGUCAAGACAAAGGGUGAAAAGCACAGAGAGAAGAAGAUGGGCAAGGAGGGCGCGGAGAGGCGAGUGAGAAAGAGCGGCAAGGCCAGUGCGACAAAGGCAUAGAUACCACUUGUAUAAAAUAAUUAAGUACUGGAUUAUCACUGCUGGAAUGCAUAGGGAAAAGGGCGAUUUGUGCCAUCUCAAGCUUUGCGGCCG
Messenger RNA from Sphaeroforma arctica JP610, 1159 nucleotides. RefSeq lists its product as hypothetical. Gene Ontology annotation, molecular function: RNA binding. The annotation marks the transcript as partial. The record is from RefSeq and is a predicted model, not a curated record. Lineage: Eukaryota; Ichthyosporea; Ichthyophonida. The transcript is spliced from 4 exons.